AUCAUCUUCAUUUUCUCUAUAGGUUUAUGAGAAGCUAAAGCUAUGAUGAUUUCUUUAAUCAAAAUAGCUUAGGGUUUUGGAGAGAGAUUACUAAGAAAGUUUUAAUGUUUGUUUAAGAGAAAAGUUAUAUAUUAGGGUUUUCUUUAUUCAGAAGCUUCAAGAUCAGAAAAGAUGGAAGUUAGAGAGAAGAAAGAUGAGAAAAUGGAGAUGACAAGAAGAAAAUCAUCAGCUCUAGAUCAUCAUCGUCUUCCUCCGUACACUUACUCCCAAACCGCCAACAAAGAGAAACCCACCACCAAAAGAAACGGGUCGGACCCGGAUCCGGAUCCGGAUCUUGAUACUAACCCAAUUUCUAUAUCUCAUGCUCCAAGAUCAUACGCUAGGCCUCAAACUACUUCUCCGGGGAAGGCAAGGUAUAGAGAAUGCCAAAAGAAUCACGCGGCGAGCUCCGGUGGACACGUUGUCGACGGUUGCGGCGAGUUUAUGUCUUCCGGGGAAGAAGGCACGGUGGAGUCUCUUCUUUGUGCAGCUUGUGAUUGCCACCGGAGCUUCCAUAGAAAAGAGAUCGAUGGUUUGUUUGUUGUCAAUUUCAAUAGCUUUGGCCAUUCACAGAGACCACUCGGAAGCCGCCACGUGUCUCCGAUAAUGAUGAGUUUUGGUGGUGGUGGUGGUUGUGCGGCGGAGUCAUCGACGGAGGAUCUAAACAAGUUUCAUCAAUCUUUUAGUGGUUAUGGAGUGGAUCAGUUUCAUCAUUAUCAACCCAAGAAACGGUUUAGGACAAAGUUUAAUGAAGAACAGAAGGAGAAGAUGAUGGAGUUUGCUGAGAAGAUUGGUUGGAGAAUGACAAAACUAGAAGAUGAUGAAGUGAAUCGGUUUUGUCGUGAGAUUAAAGUUAAAAGACAAGUGUUUAAAGUUUGGAUGCACAACAAUAAACAAGCAGCAAAGAAGAAGGAUUUGUAAGAGAUUUCUAUAUAUAUAUAUAUACUAUUUUUACUUCUCUUUGUUCAACAUUGCUUUAACUUAAAGACUUUGUGUUUAUUGUAUAACAAAUUGAUUUUAGAGCUC
Messenger RNA from Arabidopsis thaliana (thale cress), 1065 nucleotides. It is a transcript of the gene HB24, whose product is annotated as homeobox protein 24. NCBI's taxonomy places the organism in Eukaryota, Viridiplantae, Streptophyta, Magnoliopsida, Brassicales, Brassicaceae. The record is from RefSeq and is marked reviewed. The coding region runs from base 172 to 960 and encodes 262 amino acids. The transcript has a single exon. Gene Ontology annotation, cellular component: nucleus.